Messenger RNA from Periconia digitata, 1532 nucleotides. Lineage: Eukaryota; Fungi; Ascomycota; Dothideomycetes; Pleosporales; Periconiaceae. The record is from the annotation of a GenBank genome assembly.
CAUGUAUAUGAUGCACUGCAUAUACACAUGUACCACAGCUCCCCAAAGCAGCAACCAGGCUUCCAAGGGACCAGGCACCCCCCUUUUUCCUACAGACGCCUGCCGGGUCGGCCGUGGAUGGCUGCCGUCAUGGAGUCUAUGGCCUGUGUGUCCGCCCAGUGGCAUUUCGCAACUCGGUCGGCUAGACUCGAUGCCCAGCCAAAGCAGACCGGCGCGCCUACACACAUACGUAUGAGGCAGGAUUCCAUCCAACCCUUCCCUUGACCCCUCUCCUCGCCGACUUUGCAUCCUCAUCGUCCUCGCCUCGGCUCGCAGAAACACGCUGGUUUGGAAAGGGGAUGGGGUGAGAAACAGAUCUGCAAAUUACACUUGAUCCUUGAACCCUUUUUUCCAAACACAACGCCGUUGGUUGGUUAGUCCAGCAAGCUUAAACAGUAGGUAUUUUUGCUUCUGGAACUAGAAUCGGCCCGUCUGAUUCUACUUACCUUGCCUACAAUAUGUUGCAAUUCACUGCCAUGUUCGCGCUUCUCCCUCGGGCGCGACGCAGCAAUCUCGUGUCCAUAACCGCCAAUCAACCGUGGGGUAAUCCCAGAAGAAAUUCCAAGACAUAGAAAGAGUAGAGAUAAAAAAAAAAAGUCCUUGGCCCGAACCGAAGCGAACCGAAGUAGCCGAGCCCACCUUUGUCCAAUGUAUGAUAUGUGUACUAUACUGUACUGUACAGAUUGUAUGCUUGUUUGAGGUGACGCAAGGUUCAAUAUGUAUGUACCUAAGAUUUUCGCUCUGGGUAUCGAUGCAUAUGACGGUUUGAGGGGCGAGUUGAUGCAUAGGUACCCAUUUGUAUCCACCUUCAUGUAGUCAGAAAGCAUCAUCGUUCAUCAUCAUCAUCAGUUCAUUUCAUCAGCGUCAGCUUGAUCCGAAAAAAUCGUCCGUUUUAUAACUAGGUACAUAUUUGGGUAAUAGUGGUGAGCACACCUGUGAUCGUCAUCCUCACCUUACUGUGAAAAAGUCCCACCGUCAGUCAAUCAAUUAAUCAAUCAAUCAUUGCGACCGAGGCAGCGAAACCCACACAGGUAAAAGAUGCUGGAACCACAAAAGAAGAACAGUCAAAGCAGGAAUAUCUCGUAUCUAAACAGAACCCAUCUCUCCAAACCAACAUACCCCUCCACAAGAAAGAAAGAAACAUCAAAUCAGUUACGUCUGACACGCAUUACCACCCCCCUUUCCUUCCCUCACCAAAACCCCCUCCCCAAAUUAACCCAAAGCCGCGGUUAGAAACUCGUGUCGCCCAUCUCAAUCCAUCUUCCCGGAUCGUCGGGGCCGCGGAGCAAGGCACAGUAAGAAUGUAUGCACGUCGCCGACCGAUCCCCUUCCACCUUGCCUACCUACCUACCUCCGUCCGUAGGAUCACCAUUCAAUUAAUUAUCAUGGAACCGAACCACACCCCCCUAACAGUGUCCGACACCGACCCCGCCGCACACAUGCAUUGCAGACGCUGCUUUGGGAGACAUGCAUGCAUGCGUUACGCCGCUAUG